This is a messenger RNA of Dufourea novaeangliae, 776 nucleotides long. RefSeq lists its product as uncharacterized. Lineage: Eukaryota; Metazoa; Arthropoda; Insecta; Hymenoptera; Halictidae. The record is from RefSeq and is a predicted model, not a curated record. The transcript has 2 exons. The coding region runs from base 68 to 769 and encodes 233 amino acids.
UUCGUGAUGGUUUGAAAUAUUGUUGCCCAAUGUUAAGUACAAAUACGUAUAGCAUAUAGUUAUAAUAAUGGCUCUGAAUAGAUUGUGCGCAGUAUUUCAGCAAGCAACAAUUAGCAGACAAUGUAAUGUUAUAGCAAGAUGUUAUUCAUCGUACUUUUCAAGAGAGCAAAGUAAUACUUUGCCUACCUAUUUACCCAAAGAUGCAAUACCUGUAAUAAACCCAAAGUUAAACAUCAAAUUUGUUUCAAGAACACUCAAUCUAGACUUUGGAAAUCUGGACAAUACUACUAAUAAAAACAUAAUUGAAAUACCAUUUAAGAAUAUACCAUCAUUGGAAGAUCCUUUGGUUCGACGUCCGGUUAAGCAUGAUCUGCCAUUGGUGGAUAAGUCUAUAGAUCUCCCUUCAGUAGAAAAUGUUUUUGAGAAGCUGGCUAUCCGUCUAAUAGUUAUUAGACGACAGAAAAUGAAGAAACACAAGAGGAAGAAGUUUCGCAAGAGAAUGAAGUUUGUAUUUGCAAAAUUAAGACAAAAGCGUAAUUUAAAGAAAGAAAGGCUCUUUCAGGCACAGUUAAUUGAAAAAAUUGAAGCAGCAAAAGCAUUUAAUGCAAAAGAAUAUGUUGCGGAGAAAUUAAAAUUUCUGAAUGCAGAACGGAUACCAAAAACAUAUAGGGGUGAAAUACUGCCGCCGGAAAUGAUCAAGAAAUUUUUAGAAGCAGAGAGACAGAAAAAGGAAAGAAAGAAAAACAAAUUUCGUUUAACACUCGAUUGAUUGUAUG